GCGAAAAUGUUGCGAUACGGCGGUGCCGCGUCACACUUAUUGUGGACAUCUGAAGUGCUCUGAGGACUCACGUCGCGCAGAAAACACCGAAGUUAAUCACUGAAGUCUUGGAUCAGCGUCCCUACCUGCAACGUUUGGAAGAAAUAGGAUGAUCGUCUGCGUCGGGCCCAAGGGUUGUGGCAAGACGGCGCUGCUGAAAUGCCUGCAGCAACGUAUAAGCGGCAAAGGAAGAAACGUCGAGUUACAGGACACGCGGCCUACCAUAGGAGUCAACAUGACGCUGCUGAAAAUCUCCAAGGACAAGACGUGCCACGUGCGCGAAGUGGGCGGCGAGAUGGCGCCGUUCCUUCACCAGCAGACCUCUGACGCCACGGGUGUGAUGUACGUGGCUGACUCUUCGAACGUGUUUCAGUUUGGCGAGACUUACGUCACUCUUCUGGACCUGCUCACCCUCGAGAACCUGAAGAGCGUCCCUUUCCUGUUGGUCUUCAGCAAAACCGAUGCCAACCAGGCCGUGCCUUUGGAUGAGUACAAGGACGCCAUGAGGCUCGCCGACGUGCUCAGUGCCGCCACCCAGGACAUUGCAACGGUGGACACGAGCUCUUUGACUGGUUACGGGAUGGACGAGAUCAUCGAGUGGAUGGCACGUGUCACUGCAGGCUGACCCUCGGGCACUGAAACGGUCAUAUGUUCGGGCCCAUUCAUUAGAGGCCUUGGAUGGCGAUGACCCCUAGCCAUUGGGUCCCCAAGCUCUUGCGUUCGUUUGUACACUCCCGUGGGCACGUAGCCAGGAACUUUUUUUCGGAAGGAUGGGGGAGGGGGGGGGGGCACUUGAUGAAGGCCUUGACUAUUUGAGGAAAGCACCUAUUUUUCAGUACCUUAAUGAAAACCAGCAAAUAAUCAAGCCAAGGAAGGUAUAUGGGGACGUUAAUUUUCGUGGUUUAAGUGUAAUGUAGUGAUUGUUUUCGGUAUUUGUAGUAAUUAAUGUGUAUAAUAAAUAAAUAUAUUAAUUAAUAAUCGUAUUAAUUACCGUGUGCGUGGCUUUAAACAUUACUUCAUUAAUAGCUUUAUAUUCUUAGUUUUUAGAUUAAUCUCCCUUAUAUUUUUGUACGGACGGUUGGGGAGGGGAGGGGAUACUCCUCGGGCUCCUAUCUCGCCCCUGAUGGCAGCAGCCCUGCUCUCCCCGCAUUCUUCUGUUGACCAGUCUCCCCCUCCCCCCAAUGGGAACUACAAUAUAACGCAAGAGCUUGGGCACGCAAGGCGCGCUUUGAGGCCCGGGCACUAAAGCUAUCUAUUGACUGAUGGUUGUAGUAGUUAUGUAUAUGGAACUUCUGCUUGCUGGCUGUAAAACUACUGGAACAAUAUAUAAAAAUAAUUGUGGGAAAAUAUUGAUCUUUGAUAACGUACAGACAUGUGAGUCACUCGCACUGCGACUCAUGUUGGUUAUGAUGAUACCAGAGAAGUACAACUGUGCUUUGCUACUCGUUGUUCCA
Rhipicephalus sanguineus (brown dog tick) is the source of this 1493-nucleotide messenger RNA. RefSeq names its product ADP-ribosylation factor-like protein 11. The record is from RefSeq and is a predicted model, not a curated record. The coding region runs from base 149 to 664 and encodes 171 amino acids. The transcript is spliced from 2 exons. Gene Ontology annotation, molecular function: GTPase activity; GTP binding. Lineage: Eukaryota; Metazoa; Arthropoda; Arachnida; Ixodida; Ixodidae.